Messenger RNA from Ananas comosus (pineapple), 1182 nucleotides. RefSeq names its product nudix hydrolase 16, mitochondrial. NCBI's taxonomy places the organism in Eukaryota, Viridiplantae, Streptophyta, Magnoliopsida, Poales, Bromeliaceae. The coding region runs from base 325 to 888 and encodes 187 amino acids. The record is from RefSeq and is a predicted model, not a curated record. The transcript has 4 exons. Gene Ontology annotation, molecular function: pyrophosphatase activity. Gene Ontology annotation, cellular component: cytoplasm; nucleus.
CUCCUCCAUCUUUUCCCCUUCUCUGUUAUUCCCCUCGCCUCAUCUCCUUCCCCUCUAGCUCUCAUUGCUACCGCACUAGGUUUCCCAAUUCUUGGAAUAAGAAAAAGGUAAAUAAUGGAGAGUAAUCACAGGAUAGCAAGAGGAAUAGCAAGGUAUGGAGAAUAGAAAGAAGAAGAGCACAAAAAAAAGAGAAUAGUAGUGUAAGAGACUGACAAAGAGAAAUAGGGAUAUAGGGAUAGAGAGAAAAAGAGAAAGGAGCGAAGACAUUUUUCAAGACGGAAUAAAGAAGGAAGAGGGGGUGGGAUAUAAAGCAUUAGCAUUAUCAUGUGUGAUCUGGUGGCCCGCACGGGUCGACAUCAGCAGCGAUACGAGGACGGUUGUCGCCUUGUUGCCGGAUGUAUACCAUUUAGAUAUAGAGGUUUUGAUGAGACUUGUGAUGACAAAGUGAAGGCUGUUGAAGUUCUCAUGAUAAACUCACAAAGUGGACCAGGCCUUUUGUUUCCUAAGGGAGGGUGGGAAAAUGAUGAAACUGUUCGAGAAGCAGCUGUACGAGAAGCUAUUGAAGAAGCAGGAGUGCGGGGAGAUGUAAUGGGAUUCUUAGGAUGCUACCAUUUCAAAAGCAAAAGCCAUCAAGAUGAGUUUAGCCCGGAAGGCUUAUGCAAAGCUGCAAUGUUUGCUAUGCAUGUGAAGGAGGAGCUCAAUUCUUGGCCAGAGCAGAGCACCCGCCAACGGAGCUGGCUGACAGUUCCCGAAGCCAUGGAGCAAUGUCGGCAUCCGUGGAUGCGAGAUGCUUUACUCAAGGGCUUCUCCCGGUGGCAUGCUGGAAUAAGUAUUGAAGGGAACGAGAAUGAUCUCACUAACCCCACUGAAUCAACACCCACUAGAUGACCAAGUUCUCAAAAUACAUUAACCAUUGUCCUUCUUUCUUUCGUAUAAUAGAAAAACAACAAUGGUAACCUUUCUAUGAUGUUUAGUCUUUUUUUCUCUACUAGAACAUCUAGGUAGUUCAUAUUAGUUUAUGGGACAUUUUACAUAUCCGCAUGUAGUAACUCUCUCUCUUUCUAUGUUUCAAGGAAAGAAUGUGCACAACUUUUUGUACCAGUCUCAAAAUGUUCAUACUCUUGGAUGCCCUUUUCCUCUCAUGGUGUAAGUACUGGUCUUUUUACUUUUAACUUUAACCUA